AUGAAAAGAGGGAGAGCCGCGCUUCGGGAUAUCGCCGUCCCGUUCCAGCGCACUGAAUACAGGGAGGCGACACUUUACGGGCAUGUCGGGGAAAUAGCUGAAAGGAGUACCGUGCUCGGGCGGCCAUUAUGGAAGUGGCGUCGGCACGUUGACCUAGAUACGGACCGAUGUAUUCUUCACGCAAGGCGACAGACACUCCACAGAUUGGAGUGGAGAAGGAGUGUCAUAUUCUUCGGCAGUAUUGAGACCAUGUCGAGGGCUGUUACCGCAGCAUUAGGACUACACGGGCUCAACGAGGGC
Messenger RNA from Iphiclides podalirius (scarce swallowtail), 300 nucleotides. NCBI's taxonomy places the organism in Eukaryota, Metazoa, Arthropoda, Insecta, Lepidoptera, Papilionidae. The record is from the annotation of a GenBank genome assembly.